UCCCUCCCAUACAAACGUCACUUCCGCUCAUCUUUUUUUUCUUCAUGACGUCACUUCCGCUCGUCGCACAAGAUGGCGGCGGUCACAAUGUGGUGUUUGCGGUUGGGCCGCGCUCCGUGGGCCUCGGGCCCGGUUCGGCUUUACCGAGCGGCUCCUCUACGGCUCCGCUUCGGGCCUCCGCCCCUCACCGACCCUGAGAAUCAACGCGAGGCGGCGAAGCAUUUCGGGCGGCUCGGGGCGGCCUCGGGAGUGGCGGUGGAGCGGCUGUGGCCCAGCCCCGAACGGUUGCGGGAGAUGGAGGAGGAGGAACGGGAGUGGUGCCCGUCACUGCAGGAGAUGGAGGCGGCGCUGGAGCGGAAGGAGCGGGAAGAGCGGCGGCUGCGGGAGGAGAGGGAGCAGUUGGUGGCACGCAGCCUGGCAGCCAUGCCUGCACGCAUUGCAGCGUGGCGGCUGGAAAAGGAGCAGAUGAGGGAGCGGAGCCGGCAGGAUGCGGCCCGGCGGCAGCGGCUGCUGGCAGAAGCUGCAGAACGUCUGGGGACCCCGGCCCGGCCCGGUGAUCCCCGGGUUCAGGCAUUGAUGCAAGACUUAGAACGGGAACGGCGACGCCAGGAGAAAAAGCAACGGAGGCAACAGCACGAGGAAGCAACCCGCAGUGCUUUGGCUGCUGCUGAGGCUGCUGCUGCAUCACAACCCCCCCCUGGGGUUCCUGAGAACCCCCAGUAAAGCCACCACCCUAAAACAAAGGUGGGAUAUGGUUUGCUCACCUAAAACUCUAGAAAGGGACUCGUGUAUUCAGCAUGAACUGCUCUGACACGGCCCCUCUACCCAUUCCCCCCCCUCCCCCCAGGAAACACACACUAAAACCACAAUGGGUUUAAAAUUCUGCAUUUAAUCUCUUCCCAAGCUGGGUUUGUCCCAUGGUUCUGCCCUCCCAAGUGAGGAGGAACAGGGAGGAAAAAGGAGGGUCAGGGAACAGGGAUGGGGCCACCCAGAGCACACCCGGCCUGAAAGGCAGCAGGCAGGAUCUGGGGGUGCACAGCCAUCACUGCCCCUCUCUCUGGGGGUGAGGA
This is a messenger RNA of Phasianus colchicus (ring-necked pheasant), 1070 nucleotides long. RefSeq names its product GADD45G interacting protein 1 (gene GADD45GIP1). The record is from RefSeq and is a predicted model, not a curated record. NCBI's taxonomy places the organism in Eukaryota, Metazoa, Chordata, Aves, Galliformes, Phasianidae. Gene Ontology annotation, cellular component: mitochondrion; nucleus.